AGCAGAAGAGACUCAGAGUUCGUGGCUUUCACGACUUUUCCGCCUCUCCCUUAAGAGUAACCUGCAGACUAUCUGCUAAACCUAAAACCAAAGCGUUUUACCAAGCGCAGUUGCCUGCUUCUUAAGUCUAAUCACUUUCGUUAAGUCGAAAACCCCAGUUUCCAACAAUGUCCUACCCGCCGGAAGGAUUGUGCGAGACCUUGGCCGAGCUGCCGGACUGGAUCAAGGUCGGCUGCGGCGACAAGGAGUACUACUGCGAGGAGAAGGGUGCCACCUUCCCCGGUGACAAGUGCCCGGAGAAGCUCCCGGACCUCUCCAAGCAUGGUAACUUGGCGGCCAUGGCCCUGCGUGACCACCCGGAGAUCUACGAGAAGUACUUUAUUGUUCGCAGUCAUGCAUUACAGAUUCUUGUUGUGGCAUUGAAGUCUUGCAUUUUUUGCAAAUCCAGACCUAGACAUAAGUAGUCUCACUUCGGGUUCUGAAUUUUGGUUUGUAAAUCAACGUCUUCCCCGCGGUAUAUUUGCCCUUUCAGAUGCAGAUAAGAUCGUCUCUGCAGAUAGGAUAGAAAAAACUUCCGAAAUUUCUUUUAUCCGCAUCACAGGUACAAGAACGUCACCACCCCGGGCGGCGUGUCCUUGGCCAAGUGCAUCAAGACCGGCAUCGAUAACCCCGGUCACCCCCACAUCUUGACCUGCGGAUUGGUACUGAUUCCUCUUAAGUCAGCAUGAUUUCUUUAACUUGUAUGCAAAGUUCGUUUUAUUCUCUGGACGAGCCAAAGUGCAUGCAAGAGUGAGUGAGCGCAUGUCUGAUUGUACAGUGGUUCUUUCUUCGCAAAAAGCAAGCGUUCGGCUUAUUUGCAUGAUUUCCUGUCUUGCGGAACAACACUUCCACCGACGUGUAGGUUUGAAACAAAAUCGCAAUUCAAUUUCAUUGAAGGUCGCGGGUGAUGAAGACUGCUACACCACCUUCAAGGACUUGUUCGACAUUGUCGUUGGCCAGCGGAACGGCGGUUACGCCGCGGACGCCAAGCACGAGACCGACAUGGACGUGUCCAAGUUGUCCAAGACCCAGAUCGACCCCUCUGGCAAAUACGUACUUACUUUGAAGAGCCGUUAUGUCGUUUAGAGGUUUUAUUUCGUGCUGAUCGAACACGUAAUCAUGAGAAAAAAACAAAAAAACGUUUUAUACGUAGGUUUUGUCUUGUUCUACUUCUCUACAACGUAUAAUUGUUGUGCCGGUUUGUCGUUUGUGGUCAGCGAGACGAACGUCAUGAUUGGUGAUCUAAAAAGCAACUGUUUCUUUUAUCAGGUCUUGACCACCCGGUGCCGCACCGGUCGUUCCGUGCGCGGCUUGCCGCUGCCCCCGGCGUGCUCGUUCGAGCAGCGCCGCGAGACCGAGCGUGUCUGCGUGAAGGGGCUGAUGAAGAUGGAGGGCGAGUUGAAGGGUCAGUACUUCCCGUUGAACGGGUCCAAGUCCAUGGAGCCCGAGUUGAAGGGUAUGACCAAGGAGAAGGAGGAGGCCUUGCGCAAGAACGGCAACUUGUUCCAGGAGCCGGACUCCACCCUGUUGCUGUCCUCCGGCUGCGGUCGCCACUGGCCCGACGCCCGCGGUAUCUACCACAACGACGCCGAGAACUUCUUCGUCUGGGUAUUGUGAGGAAAAAUCCCCCCUCCCCAUAUUGAAAACGCAUUCGUCUGAAAAAUUGUGAUGCAGACUUGAGGUCACAAAUCCUGUCUGUCUUGCAAGAAGGCAAAGCCAGAGAGUCCGCCGCAUUAUGCAGGCGGUUUGUGAUGCUGUUGGGCUUACAGGGCCGACGUCUGUCAUGCUAGUCCCCUACGUCAAAACCUCUCGACCCAGGCUUGGUAUAUGCCUGCAGUCCUCUCCAGCAAGACAGACCUGAUUUGUGUACGCAAAUCCAGCAUCAGAAAUUUCGUUUCGAUAUGGGGAGGGGGGAUUUUUCCUUUUGAUACUGGGUCAACGAGGAGGACCAGCUGCGCAUCGUGUCCAUAUCCACUGCAAAUGUGUCUGGAUCCAUCUGGAGGAAAGCAGAUGUGCUUCUUGAUGCCUGUCUUCCCGCAUCGCAAAUGCCAUACUCUUGCAAACUGUUGUUGCUACUGUUGCAAAAAAGCGAACUGCUGAGGCAUUACGGAGUUGAGCAGAUUCCACAAGUGUAGCAUCACAAGCUGCAGUCGUCUUACAGACUGAGAUGACAUGUUUGCAGUCCAUACUCCAUGGAGAAGGGUGACAACAUCACCGCCAUCUUCACGCGGUUCGCCAACGCCACCAAGGCCGUGCAGGACUGCUUGAAGUCCGAGGGGUACGACUUCAUGCACAACGACCACCUGGGCUUCAUCCUCACCUGCCCCUCCAACCUGGGUACGGGUCUGCGCGCGGGCGCCAUGGUCAAGGUCCCCCUGUUCUCCGCCCGCCCGGACUUCAAGGACAUCCUGAAGAAGAUGAAGCUGCAGGCCCGCGGUACCGCUGGCGUCGACUCCGCCUCCACUGGUAUAGAACUUUACAAUUUAGAUUCAGGCGAUUCGAAAACUGUGCACUACAUGGUGCUGAAGAUUUUUAUACCGAUCGGUUGCGCGAUCUGGUAACCCAAGAGGAAAGAAAAGCUUCUUUGAUUGCAUGUCAUGUCCCUGGAUGUUAGUGUACCACAAUUAUACACCUGUAUCACUUCACACGCGAAGCUCCUCCUCCUUCUCCAAAAUCAAAAUGCGCGCUUGUCAAUUUUCCUUGAAACAUCCACCACAGGCGGAACCUGGGACAUCUCCAACGCCGAUCGGUUGGGCAUGUCUGAGGUAUCAAGUGUAAAAAUGCCUGGGUCUGGAAGAAUGCGCGAUUUGUCAUGCUUCUCUGGCAUGACUCUUAAAUCUGUCAUGCAGGUUACCCAAGAGCCCCAAUUUCCUGUCAUGCAAAACGCAGUUUGUCAUGCAGAAUAGGCAACACCUAGGAGCUCAGAAAUUUGUCAUGCUGAGCCAGCAUUUGUAGCCUCAUCAUGAGACGCCGCCCAGCAUCACAAGUUUCCAGACCCAGACAUUUUUACAUUUGAUAUGAGGUGCAGCUGUGCAACCUGUUCAUCGAGGGCAUCGCUCAGAUCAUCAAGCUACGGAUUGCAAAAGUGUUUGGGUCUAGAAGAGUUGGGCUUGUAAUGCUGUCUGCGGAAUCUAAAAACAUCUGUGUUGCAUGAGCAGCAAGAGGAGUCAGUUCUUGGCACGCGGAGAGGGCGUAAUACUAUUAAUAAGAUUUGUCAUGCGUAAUAAGCAUCAAGAAGCUCUCAAAAAAUCUGUGAUGCUAGCAUCAGCAUCACAUACUUGAUGGGUCAUGCAAAAUGUGCAUGACAAGCCCCGACUCUUCCUGACCCAGACAUUUUUGCAUUUCAUACAAGUGGGAGCAGGCCUUGGAGGAGGGCAAGAACAUCGACGAGGAGGUCGCGGGUGCCAAGCCCUUGGGCAUCUAA
Amoebophrya sp. A120 is the source of this 3463-nucleotide messenger RNA. The record is from the annotation of a GenBank genome assembly. NCBI's taxonomy places the organism in Eukaryota, Dinophyceae, Syndiniales, Amoebophryaceae.